Messenger RNA from Bradysia coprophila, 2569 nucleotides. RefSeq lists its product as uncharacterized. Gene Ontology annotation, biological process: DNA recombination; DNA integration. The record is from RefSeq and is a predicted model, not a curated record. Gene Ontology annotation, molecular function: DNA binding. NCBI's taxonomy places the organism in Eukaryota, Metazoa, Arthropoda, Insecta, Diptera, Sciaridae.
GACAUUAACAACUGUCAAAAAGACAUAAAAACAUCGCCGUUCUGUGAAUAACAAAACAUUUUCUUUCCGAAUAAUUUUGAUGCCGUUUGUGUAGAAAAAACUAAAAAUAAAUGAUAAUCGACCGUACAGUGCAACGUUGUCAAAAUAUUUUGACCGAACAAUUCAAUUUCUUGCAUUCGGACUGAAUAUCUGGACAAAUCUACGGUUUCUAAAUUGGUGUGACCGAACGUUCAUUUCAAAACAAACAAAUGGAAAGUUCCGUCAAUCUGGAAUCGUUCAACGUAGCCCAGCUAGACGUACAACAACCGCACAAAACUGACUACAGAUACCAAAAAACAUACGAAACAUUCAUCAAAUGGAAGGAGUCGAAUGGAAUCUCAUCGUUCGACGAGGACAUUCUGCUGACGUACUUCGACGAAUCAUCGAAAACGUUAAAAUGUUCGUCUUUGUGGAGCAUGUACUCGAUGCUGAAGAAGACGCUUGGCCGUUACAAUAACGUCGACAUAUCAGCGUACAAGCGACUGCUCGCUUUCUUGAAGGAGAAAUCGAUUGCGUACGAUCGCAAGAAGUGCAAAGUUUUCAGUGCCGAAGAAAUUAGUCGAUUUUUAAUGGAAGCUCCGGAUGACGAUUAUUUGGCGAUGAAGACAAUGUUGGUAUUCGGCGUGACUGGCGGAUGCAGAGGCGAAGAAUUAACAGCUGUAAAAAUUGAUUAUUUGACGGAUUACGGGACCGAAAUUAUCGUCAACAUUCCAGAGCCGAGGAAGAACAUCGCCAAAUUAUUCGUAAUCAGCGGCGAGUAUGCGAAAUUCGUGCGCAAAUAUAUGCAGCUGCGACCAGCUAGAGUGACGACAGACCGAUUUUUCCUGAAGUACAGUCAAGGAGAGUGUGAGAAUCAAGUAAUCGGCAAAAACAAAAUAUCGAUUGUACCGAAAGAAAUAGCCAAGUUCCUUAACUUAGACGACUACAAAUCGUACACCGGACACAGUUUUCAACCACCCAAUUUCGGUACCAAACGUCGUCGACGCCAGGCGAAUGUUUUUAAUUUGACGUCGUCAAAUGCGUCGAAACUAGUGGCCGACAAUAGUGCUAGCCUGGACAACGUAGUCGUUAAAUCCGAACGUGACGAUCCGCCGAAUGUUUCGGGCGGCAUAUUUUAUGAGAUAACGAAGCUAGACGAACACCAGAGUCACCGACCAAUCAUACCUAUGUUACAGGGAACGGUUGCUUUGAUGAAACGGAAACCGCUUCUGUAUACGGGAAUGCAGACGAGUCGUUUUGUGCGUCUGCAAAAAUUGGCCGAGGAAUGGAACUUUCCCGAAUUGAAAUUGCUGCUGACACUGCGUAAGCUUCAUUUGGAUGAAGAGUUCGAAAUCCUCGGCGAUGCAUUUGAUUUGGACAAGUCAACGAGCGAACGAUACUAUCACGAGUCGAGACAUACGGUGCUGGGGCUUGUUGACAGACUGGAUACCACGACAACAAGCGCUCCCGAUCCCACAACAAAUUCUCACUUUGAUGCAAUAUUCGAGCCCAUCAUCAAAAUCGAGAAGUGUGACAGUCCGUUCAUCUCGGAUCCAAUCGGAGUCGACGACUCCAUGACAUUUGAUGAGUUAGACGCCCUUGACGAUUCCGCUGCCGAAAUGAAUGCCGAUGACUAUGACGACAUUGACUUUGGUUUACCAACAGUGCCAAAGGAAGAGGAGAAGGGGUGGCUGUCUGAUGACAUACGGAAACGAACGGCCGAAUGCAGCGUGUGCCAUAAAUUCUACGUGCCACGUCUGCUCAAUUCACACAUGGAGAGUGUCCACUUCAAUCUUGCCAAUUUGAAUCGCACCAUUUGCGGUCUGUGUUGGCAGGAAUUCGCUACGGAAAGGCUGCUAAGAGCACACCAAAAAGAAGUGCAUCACGGUGGUAGCCACGGCUGUGAUAUUUGCGGAAAAGUAUUCGCAUCGAAGCGGUACCUCAGUGUGCAUAUAUUGUCCAGGCACACUCAGCUGAAGACGUAUCUGUGCGACACAUGUGGUGAAGGAUUUCCGGUUCCAUUUUCGCUACAAGAUCACGUGAAACGGAAGCACAUGAUUCGCGGUCAUGACUGUCAUCUGUGCAAAAUGAAAUUUGUUACGGCUGCCGCGCUGAACGAUCACUUUGUGGCACGCCAUACGGACGAGCGCAGGUUCACUUGCGAUUUUAAGGGCUGCGGAAAGACGUUUAAGUGGCGAUCAUCGUUCAAAUCGCACCGAAGAGUGCACGCUAGCGAUAAGUACGAAUGUUCGGUUUGUUUGAAGCGAUUCAGUUUCAAGGGGAAUUUACGCAACCAUUUGAAGACCAUCCAUAACCAAAUUGUGGAGAACGAGUGCCUUACCAGCAAAAUUAUUUAGAGACCGGCACCAUUCAUCCGUUCUCAGUGGAGCGCAAAGUUAAUUUUCUCCAGACUUCAUGUCUUACGUGAUAGCAGGGAUUCAAGUGGUGCACUCUUUGCCACAUCAUCAAAAUUAGCGGUAAUGGUGUGCUCCAAUGCAAUGUGUCCAAUAAAUUUUAAUCAAAGAAUAUUAAAUGUGGAUUGUAAUCGGAA